AUGGUAACCGUUCGAAAACUCAUCGUGGAGGUUGUGGGCGCUCAGAACCUUGUGCCCAAAGAUGGCCACGGAAGUUCUAGUCCCUACGUGGUGGUUGAUUUCUACGGCCAGCGGAAGAGAACUCGAACCGCGGUUCGUGACCUAAAUCCGGUCUGGAACGAAACGCUGUCGUUUAACGUGGGCGCGCACUCUGACAUUUUCGGCGACACGCUGGAGCUCAGCGUUAACCACGAGCGGAAUUUCGGGUCGACCCGGAGGAACAACUCACUGGGUCUGCUUCGACUCAGUUCGACGCAGUUCGUUCGAAAAGGUGAAGAGGCUUUGAUAUAUUACAAGUUGGGGAAGAAGAGCGUGUUCAGCAUGAUCCAAGGCGAUAUUGGCUUGAAAAUUUACUACGUAGACGAGGAGGUUCCACCGCCACCACCACCGGAACAACAAGCACCGCCGCCAACGCCGCCGCAGACGGAGGAGGAAGUGAAGCCAGAUGAUGCAGUUCCGAAGCAAGAAACAGAGACAAAGCCACCACCUGAAAAAGUAGAAGAACCACCGGCGCCACCAUCUGAACCACCACCGGAAGUUGAAAACACUGAACCUCCGGCACCACCUGAAUCAGAACCGGAACCGCCUCAACCGCCAAUUGAAGAAAAUGCAGAUCAGGUGGAGUCGUUACCACCUGAAGCACCGGUGCGACCUGAUGUGAACGUCGAAGCAAUGGCAGCAUCGGUGUCCAGGUCAAAUUCGGAAAUAAGAUUCAGCGGAAUCAACGGUCCACAGCCAAUCAGAAGGACUGCAUCAACGGCCAGUUUUUCAUCAGAAGUAUCGUUGGAUAGCAUGUUAAUUGAACGGUCGUCGUUUGAUCUCGUUGAGAAGAUGCAUUACCUCUUCGUCCACGUGGUCAAAGCGCGGUACCUACCCACUAACGGAAACCCGGUGGUUAAGAUUGCGGUUACUGGUCACCACGUCACGUCCAAGCCAGCGCGUAAGACCACGUUAUUCGAAUGGAACCAGACGUUUGCUUUCGGCCGCGACGCACCAGAUUCUUCCUCCAUUCUUGAGGUCUCAGUGUGGGACUUCAUGUCUGACGUGGACGGUGGUAACUUAUUCGGUGGAGUUUGUUUUGACGUGAAUGAGAUUCCUGUGAGGGACCCACCUGAUAGUCCCCUUGCCCCACAAUGGUACAGGCUGGAAGGUGGUGGAGCCCAGCACGGUGACCUCAUGAUUGCCACGUGGAUUGGAACACAAGCUGAUGAGUCAUUUUCAGAAGCAUGGAAAAGCGACACGUAUGCCCACGUCAACUCCAGAGCUAAGGUGUAUCAGUCACCGAAGCUGUGGUACCUCCGAGCCACUCUUCUCGAAGCUCAGGACAUUAUGCCGUUAACAUCGAUGACGGAAGCGUCGUUUCAACUCAGAGCCCAACUCGGAUUCCAGGUGCUGAAAUCAAAACCAAUCGCUACUAGAAACGGUAUCGUUUCUUGGAACGAAGAUUUUCUCUUUGUAACUGCAGAGCAUGUGAAUGACCACCUUGUGUUAACUUUGGAAAACAAACAACAAAAAGGACCAGUGACAAUGGGUGUACUCAGAAUACCUCUAACCGCAAUUGAAAGAAGGGUUGAUGAACGAAACGUUGCGUCGCGUUGGUUCACCUUCGAGGACCCUAAUAAUGAGAAGGGUAGCUAUAAGGGAAGGGUGCACCUUCGGUUAUGCUUUGACGGUGGGUAUCACGUGAUGGACGAGGCAGCUCACGUGUGCAGCGAUUACCGCCCCACGGCAAGACAACUUUGGAAGCCACCGGUUGGUACGGUCGAACUUGGCAUCAUUGGUUGCAAGAACUUAGUACCGAUGAAAACAUUAAACAACAAAAGCUCUACGGAUGCGUACUGUGUAGCCAAAUACGGUAAUAAAUGGGUACGUACACGAACCGUAUCAGAUAACUUGGAGCCCAAGUGGAAUGAGCAGUACACAUGGAAGGUGUUUGAUCCUUGCACUGUUUUAACAAUUGGAGUGUUUGACAGCUGGCAAGUCUUCGAAGUUGAAAGCCAAAAGGACAACGCAACCACAAGACCUGAUUUUCGUAUAGGAAAGGUACGUGUACGCAUAUCUACGCUACAAACAGGUCGGGUGUAUAGAAAUACGUACCCGCUGCUUGUCCUUACACGUGCUGGAUUAAAGAAAGUGGGUGAAAUUGAGAUGGCAAUAAGAUUUGUUCGCACAACUCAACGGUUGGACUUCCUCCACGUGUACUUUCAGCCAAUGUUGCCGUUCAUGCACCACACAAAGCCGUUGGGGGUGGUUCACCAGGAAGUGCUGCGGAACACGGCGGUGAGAAUGGUGGCGGGACAUCUUUCUCGAUCGGAACCGCCGCUGAGAAAAGAGGUUGUGUUUUACAUGCUGGACGCUGAUUCGAACAACUUCAGCAUGCGGAAGGUGCGUGCUAACUGGUACAGGAUAAUCAACGUGGUGUCUGGGGUGAUUGAUAUCCUACGGUGGAUAGAGGAUACACGUGGAUGGAAGAAUACAACGGCCACGAUUUUGGUCCACGCGUUGUUAGUUAUGCUGGUGUGGUUCCCUGAUUUGAUUAUUCCCACGUUGGCAUUUUACGUUUUCGUGAUUGGUGGGUUGAACUAUAGGCUUCGUUCGCGGGACCCACUUCCGCAUUUUGAUCCUAAGAUUUCGCUUGCUGACGUGGUUGAUGUGGAGGAGCUGGACGAGGAGUUUGAUGCAGUGCCAAGCACUAGAUCAAAUGAAGCAGUGCGUGCGAGGUAUGAUAGGUUGCGCGUGCUGGGGGCGCGUGUGCAAACGGUGUUGGGAGAUUUUGCGACGCAAGGAGAGCGCGUGCAGUCGCUGGUGACGUGGAGGGAUCCACAUGCGACGGGGAUGUUUGUUUUGAUGUGCUUGGUUGUGGCGAUGAUAUUGUAUUUGGUGCCUUCAAAGAUGGUGGCUAUGGCUUCUGGGUUUUACUAUUUCCGCCACCCUAUCUUCCGUGACCGGUUGCCGUCACCGGGGUUGAACUUCUUCAGAAGGCUUCCUUCUAUGUCAGAUCGAAUUAUGUAGAUUUUCGUUUUUUUUUUCUUUUUAAAAUGUUAUCAAAAUAAGAAAACGUAAUAUAAUGAGAGAGUAGUAGAAAGUGAUAUAUAGAUAUGAAAAAGUCAUAUAGAUACGGUAAUAU
Molecule: messenger RNA, 3166 nt
Organism: Gastrolobium bilobum
Lineage: Eukaryota; Viridiplantae; Streptophyta; Magnoliopsida; Fabales; Fabaceae
Product: multiple C2 domain and transmembrane region protein 16
Exons: 1
Coding region: 1-3051 (1016 amino acids)
Source: RefSeq, a predicted model, not a curated record